UAGGCAGCAUGUCGUACAAAAACAAUACCAUUCAUUUCAUUCGGACAAAAAUGUGCAGCAAAUUGAUGAAAUCAAGAAUGGGAUUACAGCAUAUAUAAUAAACUUGUACCCUCGGAACAAGAAUCAAAAGAAGCCCAGGGAAAGGGAAACAAAGUAUGGAUAACCACUGCCUUUCCCUUGCUCUUAUCCUGGCUGUUGCUCAAGCAGCCAUUGUGUGUGCCAGUGGAAAUAUGAAAAGUCCCAAUCUUUGCAGCCAAUGUAAAGCAUGUGAUACAGAUACAUGUCCUCCCAGUGAUGCAUAUCCCCACAUGACGGCAUUUGAUGACUCUCUUAUUGCCGGUGCUUUGCAGUCUGACUACGUGAGUUCAAACGAUAGAGGCGUUUACUCAGUUCCGAAUGCUAAAGGAGGCGAGUCAACCAAAAACAACUCCUAUUUUGGCUGGGAGUCCACCUCGGGAUCAGCUUCUGGCUAUCAUAGAUUCAGGAACUACAUGGACAAAUGCUCGGACGAGACCUAUAUUACAGUUGACAAGCAUGGUACAGUGAAACUUCGUGCAUUGAAAAAGCUGAGUGAUUUGGCAGAUGCAGACUGGAAAUCAAUUAAUCCGCCUAAGAAGAUGAACCAUCGUGGAUUCAGAUUUUGGGUUUCUCACAGUACAGGUAAAUGUCUUACAGUUUUUGGGGGAAAGACAGAGAAGCGAACUGUCGGUGUUUCUGAUUGUGAGUUUGAUGGCUCCAACCCAUUCCAGCUGUUUGCCUUCCGCUUCCAUUACCACAAAGCCUUCUGCUGCUGUGGAAAGUACAAUGACUAAUUAAUUUACUGAUAAACACUCAGUAUUGUACUGGCUUUUGCAAUUCAACUACAGAUCACAUGAAAAUCAUAGGUGACCAUCUGCAAUGAUUAAGUUGCAUACAAAUAAUAAUGGAAGCUUUGCCACUGACA
Sesamum indicum (sesame) is the source of this 943-nucleotide messenger RNA. RefSeq lists its product as uncharacterized. Lineage: Eukaryota; Viridiplantae; Streptophyta; Magnoliopsida; Lamiales; Pedaliaceae. The record is from RefSeq and is a predicted model, not a curated record.